Molecule: messenger RNA, 791 nt
Organism: Acaulospora colombiana
Lineage: Eukaryota; Fungi; Glomeromycota; Glomeromycetes; Diversisporales; Acaulosporaceae
Source: the annotation of a GenBank genome assembly
AUGCCCGCUGUAACCACCUCCGUGUCUGCCGUCCCCACCGCCCUCAAGGCUGGUGCAGUCGACGCCCCAACACUCCUUGUUGCUGACAAGGCUACCCGCACUGCUGCCGUCGAGGCUCUCGUGUCCAAAAUCCAAAACGAUGGUCCCGCCGCCAUCCAAGCCAUUAAUCUUAUAGACAGCGUCAUCGCCGCUCUUAACGACAAAAAAAGCCCCCUCAACAAGGAGGCAGCCGCUUCGUGCAUCCAGCUCCUCGCCACAAAGGGAGCCGCCAACCACCUCGAGCCCUUUAUCCUCGCCGACGCCUCCAAGGGUGUUAUCCCCGCCCUCCUCGAGAACUUUGCAGACAAGACGCCCGCUGUCCGCGCUAAUGCCGUCGACGCCGUCUUGGCUCUUGUCGAAAACUCGAGCCCAUGGGCCACCGCCAUGAUUCUCCCCGCCUUGCUCCACCAGAUCAAGACGGCCGGCAAGUGGCAAGUCAAGACCGGAUGUCUCACCAUCCUCAACAAGCUCGUCAAGGUUGCUCCUGCACAGACUGCCUCCCUCACCCCCGACAUCAUCCCAGUCCUCGCCGAGGCCAUUUGGGACACGAAAGCUGACGUCAAAAAGGCGGCCCGCGAGUCGCUCAAGCAAACUACUGCAUUGGUUUCCAACAAGGAUAUCGUAAAUUUCAUACCCGCACUAAUCAACGCCCUCAUCAACCCCACUGAAGAGGUGCCCAAAACCAUUCAAUUACUCUCUGCUACGACAUUCGCUUCCGUCAAUGUCGUGCUCGACGUAGAAAGUGCGGACUU